UUAAGGGAACUGCGUUGCCAGAGUGGAGAUGCUCACCCCCAGUGCAGCUCAGAAGGCGCAUCUUUGAAGAACCAACCAUCCAAAUGCCCUGAAAACACCAGAACAGCCUCUACGAUGACUUUUGAGGAGGAGUCAGAUAUUGUUCUGGACCUCUCGCAGGGCCCCGCAGUGGGAGAUAUUUCAAAGGCACGGGCUGGAUACAUCGCCACAGUGGUGGAGGGGAUUGAGAGUCGCGGUGCUAUCGAGAAGGAGAAGGCUCUCAGUGAAGCGCAUUCCAAGCAGAUAAGUGAAUUAAAAGCACAAAUUGAGAGCCUCUGUCAGAACGCCGUACCCAACAAAGAAGAACUUGUGGAAGAACUCAAUGAAUUGCGCCGCAUUUCCCAACAGCAGGCUGAACAGAUUGUCACCUUGGAAAUGGCACGCAAAGCUGACCGUGUGGAGGAAGAAGCCCUUAAUGAGGCUCGUCUGAAGAUAGCUGAACUGAAAACGCAAGUUGAAGACCUUCGUAAGAACUCCGAAGUCAGCCUCGAAGCUCACCAUGAUGAGGAACUACAAAGGGAGGCGACCGAUUUGCGACUGCUUUCACAACGCCAAGCAGAACGCAUUGUUGCUCUUGAGAAAUCGCUUUCUGCUUCCAAGGGUUGUGAAAAACGCGAUACGUCAGUGGACGCGACUGCCCGUUGUCGGGAGGUU
Hydatigera taeniaeformis is the source of this 693-nucleotide messenger RNA. NCBI's taxonomy places the organism in Eukaryota, Metazoa, Platyhelminthes, Cestoda, Cyclophyllidea, Taeniidae. The record is from the annotation of a GenBank genome assembly.